Molecule: messenger RNA, 2214 nt
Organism: Trypanosoma cruzi
Lineage: Eukaryota; Euglenozoa; Kinetoplastea; Trypanosomatida; Trypanosomatidae
Product: trans-sialidase, putative
Exons: 1
Coding region: 1-2214 (737 amino acids)
Biological process (GO): ganglioside catabolic process; oligosaccharide catabolic process
Cellular component (GO): intracellular membrane-bounded organelle; cytoplasm; membrane
Molecular function (GO): exo-alpha-sialidase activity
Source: RefSeq, a predicted model, not a curated record
AUGCUCUCACGUGUUGCUGCAGUGAAGGCACCACGCGCACACAACCGUCGCCGCGGGACCGGAUCCAGCGGAAGGAGGAGGGAAGGAAGAGAGAGUGAGCCGCAGAGGCCCAACAUGUCCCGGCAUCUCUUUUAUUCUGCUGUGCUGCUCCUAUUUGUCGUUUUGAUGUGCUGCAGUGGAGCUGCGGCUGCUGAUGGAAGUAGUGGGGCAGGGGACGCACAGCUGCCGCAGGAGGUGGAUCUUUUUUUGCCGCAGAAGACGCAGGUGGUAAUAAAAAGUGGUGGUGCAACUGAAGUGAAGGAUUCGUUUGGCUCACCCUCUCUUGCUUUUGCUGGUGAAGUGAUGGUUGCCUUUGCGGAAGGUCAUAAGGACUAUAAUGGUCCCCAGCAUACAUCCGAUCUAUAUACUUCUGAAAUUGUUGCAGGGUACAUCAACGCGACGGAGCCGUGGUCGUCCAUUGUCGCUGAUAUCAGUUCCGAAAACUGGAGGGCAUAUACCGUUUUUACCAGAGAAAGUUCAAAGGAUCGUUUUGGCGUUGCGCUUCUACCCACGACAGUUUCGACGGGCAGUGAUGUGUUUCUACUUGUGGGAAGCCACUAUCUUAUUCGUGAUGCUACUGGGAAGCAUUGGAUUGACGAUAGCUGGGAUAUUCAUUUGGUCGUGGGUAAGGCCACGCAGUCCGCGGACGCCAAGCAGGGUGAACUGGUCGAGUGGGGCGCACCCACGUCGCUUUUGGCUUCGAUCACCAAAAGUACUCAGCAAAGGGACUUGAUGAAAUUUGUGGGUGGUGGCGGCUCAGGCAUUGUGACGGAAGAAGGCUGGCUUGUGUUUCCAAUGAUGGCGACGAGGAAAAAUGAUCGUGGCAUUGAAUCCAUGCUUUUUUACUCGAAGGACAAGGGCGUUAACUGGGUUGUCUCAAGGGGCAUUCCUGCCGCGGAAUGCUUUGACCCCCGCAUUGCCGAAUGGGAGAAUAGAGAAAUUCUUAUGCUUGCCUAUUGUGUUGAUGGCCAGAAAGUGUUCCGGUCGCGUGACAUGGGAGAUGCGUGGACCAAAGCUUCUGAUUUACUCCCACGCGUGUGGAUCACCACACAACCAAUUCGUCGGGGCGAGGGUUGGCCUGUGGGAGCCCUCAUCACCGUGGAAUUCUACGGAAGGAAGGUCUUGCUGUAUACUCAGAAAGUGGGCUAUCCCCCGGGGGAGAGAAAUAACAAGGCGCUUUACCUUUGGGUUGCGGAUAGCAACCACACGGUCUAUUUUGGGCCGCUCUCUGUGGAGACUGGUGCGAAGCGAGCGUUUGCCAACACCCUGCUGUACUCCGGUGAUGCGUUGUACUUUUUGCAGAAGAUGGGUAAUGGGAAGGCAGAUGGCGUUUUUCUUUUCCGAAUUAUUGAGGAGCUGAGAAAAAUCAAGUCCAUCGUGAGGAAUUGGAUAGAAGUGGAUGCCUUUUUCUCCGGUUUGUCUACACCCACGACUGGUCUUGUGGGGGUUUUGUCCGAUUCAUCCGGUGCCGACAAGUGGAACGACAUGUACCGCUGCGUGGAUGCAACCGUAUUGGGCGCAAUAAGGAUUGAGAAUGGCUUUAAGUUCACAGGGCAUGGGGCUGGGGCAAUAUGGCCCGUGAACAGCCGGGGAAAUAAUAAACAGUACACCUUUGUGGAUAUCAGCUUCACUCUUGUGGCGACGGUGGUCAUCGAAGAGAUGCCUCCGGGCGGCAGUAGCGUUCCUCUGCUGGGCGCGAUGCUGGAGGAUGGAAUGGGCACGAAGUUCCUUGGGCUGGCUUGCGCUGAGAACAGGAUGUGGGAAACAGUGUUUGAUGAGCAAACGGGACAGGGCGACUUUUGGGAGCUGAAAAAAGAAUACCAGGUGGCACUCAUGCUAAAUGGGAACAAGGGUUUUUUUUACUUGGAUGCCGAGCUUCUGGGGACCUCGGAUACGAUGCGAAGACGUGAAGAACGGGCUUACGAUGUUUUGGGCUUUUACUUUGGGGGAGACGAAAGUGGCCGGGACAGCAGUGCAUCAGUGAAGAACGUCUUUUUGUACAACCGCAAGUUGACUCCCGGUGAACUGAAAAUGGUCAAAAAGACUGGCUCUCCCAAGCAUGAGAGUUCAUCGUCGGAAGCGAGCGGAUCUGACUCCUCUGCGCAUGAGUGUGUUUAUUUUGUGCUUCUGGUGUCGCUGGGGCUAUGGGCCCUUGCGGUUUUUUAUGGAGUGUAG